AUGUUGGGUAGAAAGAUCGCCGGUACUUGUCUCCGGUCUGGCGUGCCGUCGGUCACAGCGACGUCUUCUACUCCAGUUUCCCAAAAACGCAACUCUCACACUAUCUGGUACCCGGAUGCCAAGUUCGAGCGUCAAUUCAAAACCGGAGGUACCCUCGGAAAGUUGUGGAUGUCGGAGCGCGUUUCGGAUUUCGACGAGAAAAUCGGACUCGACAAGCUUGAGAAGUUGGCCUACACAGAUCCGGUCAUGAGUGACAACUAUUCCGGAAAACAAAGAGAGAAGAAUCUGGAGAACAUGAUUCUCAAUUUCGGACCACAGCAUCCAGCUGCUCACGGAGUGUUGCGUCUCGUUCUGAAACUUGAAGGAGAAGUCAUCAUCAAGGCUAUUCCACAUAUCGGACUUCUACAUCGUGCCACAGAAAAACUUAUUGAGCACAAGACCUACACACAGGCCCUUCCAUACUUCGACCGUCUCGAUUACGUCUCCAUGAUGUGCAACGAGCAAGCCUGGUCGUUGGCUGUCGAGAAACUUUUGGGUAUCGACAUCCCGCCAAGAGCCAAGUACAUCAGAACACUCAUGGGAGAGCUCACCCGUAUCCAAAACCACAUUAUGGGUAUCACCACCCACGCACUCGACGUUGGAGCCAUGACUCCGUUCUUCUGGAUGUUCGAGGAACGCGAGAAGCUGUUCGAGUUCUCCGAGCGUGUCUCUGGAGCGCGAAUGCACGCCAACUACGUUCGUCCAGGAGGAGUCGCUUGGGAUAUGCCAAUCGGUCUUAUGGAUGACAUCUACGACUGGGCCAUCAAGUUCCCAGAGCGUAUCGAUGAGCUCGAAGACAUGCUCACAGAGAACCGUAUCUGGAAGGCAAGAACCAUCGAUAUCGGACUUGUCUCUGCAGCUGACGCGCUUAACUGGGGAUUCACUGGAGUCAUGGUUCGUGGAUCUGGAAUCAAGCAAGACGUUAGAAAGACCCAACCAUACGACGCCUAUGACCAAGUUGAGUUUGACGUUCCAAUCGGUACCAAGGGAGAUUGCUACGACAGAUACUUGUGUCGUGUCGAAGAAAUGAGACAAUCGUUGAACAUCGUCCACCAAUGUCUCAACAAGAUGCCAGCUGGAGAGAUUAAGGUUGACGAUCAUAAGGUUGUGCCACCAAAGAGAGCCGAGAUGAAAGAGAACAUGGAGUCUUUGAUUCAUCACUUCAAAUUUUUCACGGAAGGGUUCCAAGUCCCACCAGGAGCCACUUAUGUUCCAAUUGAAGCGCCAAAGGGAGAAUUCGGAGUGUACCUUGUGGCUGAUGGAACCGGAAAACCAUACAGAUGUUUCAUCCGCGCUCCAGGAUUCGCUCACUUGGCUGCCGUCCACGACGUGUGCUACAUGUCGCUCAUUGCUGACAUUGUCGCUGUAAUUGGUACUAUGGAUAUUGUGUUCGGAGAGGUCGAUCGAUAA
Molecule: messenger RNA, 1449 nt
Organism: Caenorhabditis remanei
Lineage: Eukaryota; Metazoa; Nematoda; Chromadorea; Rhabditida; Rhabditidae
Exons: 6
Coding region: 1-1449 (482 amino acids)
Biological process (GO): mitochondrial electron transport, NADH to ubiquinone
Molecular function (GO): quinone binding; NADH dehydrogenase (ubiquinone) activity; NAD binding
Source: RefSeq, a predicted model, not a curated record